Messenger RNA from Nerophis lumbriciformis (worm pipefish), 771 nucleotides. The record is from RefSeq and is a predicted model, not a curated record. Lineage: Eukaryota; Metazoa; Chordata; Actinopteri; Syngnathiformes; Syngnathidae.
AUGGAGGACGCCAUUCAGACAGUGGUCAAGGUCUUCCUGAAAUUCUGCAAAGGGAAGGAGAGUUUGGGAUCUAAAGACUUCCAGAACCUGGUCAAGAGCCAAUUCAGCAACAUCCUAUCGGACACGGACAGCAAGGAGGCUAUCCAGAACAUGGGCAAAGGCUUGGACUCAAACAAGGACGGUAAAGUGGGCUUCGAGGAGUACAUGAAGCUAGUGGGCUACUUAGCUACCUCCGUUAGCGAGCAGCGUUGCCGCGCCAACGACGGCCAGCCCGCCCAGAACGCCACCGCUGACAACGCCGCGCCGGCGAACGCCGCGCCGGCGAACGCCGCUCCCAAAACCGAAACCAAUGAAGCCAAGCCGGAGGCAGAGGCGAAUGAAACGGAGGUGAAGCUGGAAGCCAAAAAGGAGGAUGAGAAAAAGCCUGUUGAGGUGACCUUACCCGGUAUGAAAGUGACCUCAUCGGGCGUGGAGGUGACCCCACCGAGUGUUGACGUGACUACGUCGAGCGUGGAUGUGACACCGCCUAGCGUCGAUGUGACCCCGCCUAGUGUCGAUGUGACCCCGCCUAGCGUUGAUGUGACCGCGGCAAGCGUUGAUGUGACCCCACCGAGUGUGGAGGUGACAACCUCCAGUGUGGAAGUGGUGGUGAAGGAGGAAACCCCCGUGGCGGAGGAGACGGAAAAGAUCGCCGGAGAAGCGGCUGAGAAGUUGGCCGAUGCGGCCCAGGGGGACGCCGAGAAGAAGCCUGAAGAUUCUGCUGCCUCGUAG